This is a messenger RNA of Xiphophorus hellerii (green swordtail), 4276 nucleotides long. RefSeq names its product transmembrane protein 178a (gene tmem178a). NCBI's taxonomy places the organism in Eukaryota, Metazoa, Chordata, Actinopteri, Cyprinodontiformes, Poeciliidae. Gene Ontology annotation, biological process: regulation of cytosolic calcium ion concentration; negative regulation of osteoclast differentiation. Gene Ontology annotation, cellular component: endoplasmic reticulum membrane. The transcript has 4 exons. Bases 2204 to 3187 code for a protein of 327 amino acids. The record is from RefSeq and is a predicted model, not a curated record.
UUCAGUAAUCUAAAACUAAUUUUAAAAAAUGUAAGCAGCCUACUUGCAAACAGCAUGCAGACUGUUGGAUGUAAAAUUCAUGAGAAGUAAAUAUUGUGCUAGUAUCCAAAGAAAGCGAGGCCGUUGCAAACCUUUAAAAUUUGAUUCCUUUUAUGGGUCAAAUAGACUGAAGAAAUUGUAACCGCAGGGGGCCCCCAAUUUAUUUUUUUGUCAUGGGGCCCAAGAUUUCUGGCGGCGCCCUUGUGUCCAGUAGAGCUUCCUGUUUUCAAAGCCUCCUGCUUUUAGUAGAUUCCUGUUUUAUUUUGGAGAGUGUGGGGUUUUCUCCUCACUUCCUGUUCUUGAAGCUCCUGUCGGUUCUGUUUUAUCUGGUCGGGUUUGGGGGGAGGUGUUGAGUUACAGGAAGCAGCAGAGGCCAGCAGGGACGCUCCUGAAUUAUUGAUCGCUCUCAUAGCUUUUAUUUUCUUCCUGGGAUGACGGCAGAAGCAUUCACCUGAGAUUUCCCAGGAGGCCUCAGUCACCCGGUCGCCACAGAAACAAGAUAAAGCUGACAAGGACGAAGAUGAGUCCAGUCGAGUCACAUGACCCUGACUCUCUCCAACAAGAAAACACACCCGGACGCCCCCACCCACUAAUCCCUCCAUCGAUUUGCAGACUCAGCGCUAAUCUGGAGUUUCCUUCACAACCGAAUUUCAAAAUAAAACCACUGGAUUAUAUCACCUGCUCAUUAAGGUGCCUGUGCUAGCCCUAUUUAUCUCUGAGCCAAAUAUUUAGAUUUGACACUAAAUCACUUGCUGAUAACCGGAAGUGGACCACCAAAAUAAAAAGAUGGGUCUUCAUAAACCGUCAUGUCUCCAAUCAUCAUCGUUCAGCUGAAAACAGAACGAGUCGAGAUGCUUCAGCAUCUCACCAGCAGGACUUAUGGAGGAGUUGGCUCAGCCUUUAUUUUGAAAGUCCCCCUCCCUCCACCUAUCUCAAAGUAAAUUUCUAUUUUGGCUAAACAUUUAGCUCUGAGCUAACUGACUAGUUUGGAGAUGAAUAUUUAGCUAUCAAUCAAUCAAAUGUUAUUUGUUGAUCACAUUUCAGCAACAGAACAAAGAAUCGAAACUUUCCAUUUAGUCCCAACGAAAAAUUAUUAAACCGUUCAGUGAUUUAUAAACAACCAGUGAAGUACUGAAGAACCGGGUGAUGUAGAACUAGGUGGUGUAGAACAGAUUGGUGUAGAAUCCGAGGGUUCCAGGAUCCACCUUGGGGAACCCCACAUGUGACCUCUGACCUUUUGAAACAGAAAUCCCAGUUCUUCAGGUUGGACUGGAACCAGUUGAGUUCUGGACUGGAAAGUCUGACCCAGUUUUCCAGUCGGUUAGGUAACAUGAUCAGAACCAGAUCUGUGGUUCUUCCACCGUCUGUGUUUAUAUGGAUAAACUAGACCUUUAACUAGGCCGGUCUCAGUGCUGCGGUAACCAUGGAAACCAGGUUACCGGAAACAGCUGCAGGUUGGAGAUCCAGACGGAUUCUACCAGGUUUGGUACCUGCUGCUUCUGAAACACCUGACCAGGUGAGAUGAGUUUGUGAUGAAGGACAUCCAGACAGUGAUUUAAUGAUUCAUUAUUUCUUCUGGGGUUUUAUAAUGAAAUAGUUGAAAUUGGGUUUAUGUUGGAUAAACAGUGGUGCUGGAUUUAGGGUGGAUGUGGAGAUUAAUCCUCUAAUUUCUAAAUAACUGGGAUUAUUGCUCUGAGCGAAAUCCAAAUUUAGUCUGAAACUUUAUAACUUAACGCAGAAAGGCGGCGCAGUCUCUGAAAAUAUGACUUUGUUUUUUCCUCUUCAAAGAAUUAAAUAAUAAUCUGAAUAAUCCAGAUUAACUGAACAUGAUGAUGCGUAAUCAGAGGGACUGUCGUUCUGUUGGACUGGACUCAGAACCAGCAGGUGGUUAGAACCUGUUGAUGACAUCAGAUGGUGUUGUUGCAGCAUCACCUGGACAGGUGUAGGUCAAAGUUCACUUUGGUUCUUUGAUGCCAGCAGGAAGGGAGUCACUGGAAGUUUCUAGAACAAUAAUGACGCUGGGCUUUUAUUGUGAAGGGCCGGCUUCCGGUGCAGCAGCCCACCUGCACGCACCUUGACGCAGCUCAGAGGCCAGUCGGCAUGACAACGCGCUCUCCAGGGCAAACCGGGAACAGCUGAUGGAGGAGGAGGAUGGCAGCUCAGCAUGUCCAGUAACGGAACCCGCGCAGACAGCAGAACCGCCGCUGGUUCGGUCCAGCUGCCGGCCAUGGAGAGAGCGCGGCCCAUCACGGUGAAGGUGUCCGCGGUGAGCCUGGCGCUCAGCUCGCUGUCCCUGCUGCUGCUGGUCACCGCCAUCUCCACCGACCACUGGUACCAGACCGACACCCGCAGGCACAAGCAGAACUGCGACGGUUCCGACUCCAACGACCAGAAGAACCGGGAGAUGCCCAUCUACCACCUGCCGCUGGUGGACACCGGCGGCGCCGCGGCCCGGCAGCGGGACGUGGCGCUGAUGAAGCCCGUGCAUGUGGGCAGCAGGGAGGAGGAGCUGCUGGAGAACUGGCGGGCCAUCCUGGGGAUGGGCAUCCUGGAGACGGAGUGCGGCAGGCCGCUGUUCUCCACGCACUCCGGCCUCUGGAGGAAAUGCUACUUCAAGGGACUGGACCCGGACAUCGACAAGCUGAUCGACCGGGGUAUCGCAGAUCGCUGCACGGCUGUGAAGUACCACUUCUCUCAGCCAAUCAGAUUAAGAAACAUCCCUCUGAACCUGACCAGGACCAUCCAGCAGGACGAGUGGCACCUGCUGCAUCUGCGGCGCAUCACGGCGGGCUUCCUGGGCAUGGCGGCCGCCGUCCUGCUGUGCGGCAGCAUCGUGGCGUCGGUCGGCUUCUUCUGGGAGGAGAGUCUGACGCAGCACGUCUCCGGCCUGCUCUUCCUUAUGGCAGGGAUCUUCUGCACCAUUUCUCUGUGCACGUAUGCAGCCAGCGUGACCUACGACCUCUCCAGGAACCCGCCCUUCAUCUACGGUCUCCCGUCCGACGUGGACCACGGCUACGGCUGGUCCAUCUGCUGCGCCUGGGCCAGCCUGGGUCUGACCGUCGCCUCCGGCUGCCUCGGAACCGCCUUCCCUUUCCUCAGCCGGGCCGGCGCGCUCCGAUCCAAAACAGCCCGUGAAUCCUCCGUGUGACCUGCCGGUACCGGCUGCGCGACUUUGGACCUCAGGUGGACAGACUCACCUGUCUGUAGAUCCUUUGUGUAGGUAGCGCCCCCUGGUGGAGGUGAACUAAGGAAGUGUUAACUGAAUCCAGUUGGGCUCUGACCACUGCAAAUUUUCAGGUGUUCUGCUAUGAUAUCACAGGUGGGCGUGGCCACACGGACCGCGGCUCCUCACAGUUUCUCCUGAGAGUUUUAUUUUGGAGGAUGAGGAAUGUUUUUCAUUCCACUGGGCUCCCCACUGCCCAGGUCUGGACUUGUUAAAAAUCACAGCUUGUUAACAUGUCUGGACUCGUUAACUCGACUCGUUAACGUCUCUGGACUCGUUAAAAUCUCUGGACUCAUUAACUCGACUUGUUAACAUCUCUGGACUCGUUAAUGUCUCUGGACUCGUUAACGUCUCUAGACUCGUUAACGUCUCUGGACUCGUUAACGUCUCUGGACUCGUUAACGUUUCUGGACUCGUUAAUGUCUCUGGACUAGUUAAUAUCUCUGGACACGUUAACGUCUCUGGACUCUUUAACGUCUCUGGACUCGUUAACGUUUCUGGACUAGUUAAUGUCUCUGGACUCGUUAAUGUCUCUAGACUAGUUAAUGUCUCUGGACUCGUUAACGUCUCUGGACUCGUUAUCGUCUCUGGACUAGUUAAUGUCUGGACUCGUUAACGUCUCUAGACUAGUUAAUGUCUCUGGACUCGUUAACGUCUCUGGACUCGUUGACGUUUCUGGACUCGUUGACAUCUCUGGACUAGUUAACGUUUCUGGACUAGUUAAUAUCUCUGGACACGUUAACGUUUCUGGACUCGUUGACAUCUCUGGACUAGUUAACGUCUCUAGACUAGUUAAUGUCUCUGGACUCGUUAACGUCUCUGGACUAGUUAACGUUUCUGGACUCGUUAAUGUCUCUGGACUAGUUAAUAUCUCUGGACACGUUAACGUCUCUGGACUCGUUAACGUCUCUGGACUCGUUAACGUCUCUGGACUCGUUAACGUUUCUGGACUCGUUAACGUCUCUGGACUAGUUAAUAUCUCUGGACACGUUAACGUCUCUGGACUCGUUAACG